Paracoccidioides brasiliensis Pb18 is the source of this 3258-nucleotide messenger RNA. RefSeq lists its product as uncharacterized. Gene Ontology annotation, molecular function: mRNA binding; protein binding. Gene Ontology annotation, biological process: regulation of DNA-templated transcription elongation; transcription elongation-coupled chromatin remodeling; transcription elongation by RNA polymerase II. The record is from RefSeq and is a predicted model, not a curated record. The coding region runs from base 1 to 3258 and encodes 1085 amino acids. The transcript has 5 exons. Gene Ontology annotation, cellular component: DSIF complex.
AUGUCGAAUAACCCCAGUGGGUUUCUGAACCAGGACUUCGGGUCGGAGGAGGAAGAUGAUGACUUCAAUCCUGCCCCCGUCAAUGAUUCCGAUGAUGAGAAGCCGAAAAAACGGGAGGCGACUACGUACGAUGACAUUGCAGGGAAUGAUAAGAAUGGUAUAGGUGCAACCGGUGAUGAGGAAGAUGAGGAAGACAAGCAUCCGCGGAGGAAAGAGAAGGUCAGGAAUAGUGAUAAUGGAGAAGAAGAGGACUAUGGGGAUGGAGGUGGGGGUGAUGGUGACGAAGAAGAGGAGGAAGAGGAAGAAGACGAAGAGGAUGAUGAUGACGAUGAGGAGGCCGUUUCGGGUCGGCCCCGGAAGCGUAGACGGGGUGGGAUCAAUAACUUCUUCGAGAUGGAGGCCGAAGUCGAUGAGGAAGAUGAUGCUGAAGAAGAUGAAGAGGAGAUGGCCGAUGGAUUCGUUGCGGAGACUCACCCUGAUGACCUUGACGCUUUGCCCGUGGGCGCAGAGACUGAUGACCGAAGACAUCGCGAACUUGAUAGGAAGAGGGACCUGGAAGCGACGAUGGAUGCUGAGAAACAGGCACAGGCUCUCAAGGAACGAUAUGGCCGGAACCGAGCUGCUGCGGCGGACCUGGUCGUUGUUCCCAAGAGACUGCUACUCCCUAGCGUUGACGACCCGAGUAUAUGGGCAGUCAAAUGUCGUCCUGGAAAGGAAAGAGAAGUUGUUUUCAACAUUAUGAAGAGAAUCGAGGAUAGGCCGCCGGGCUCUAGGAGACCGAUUCGGAUCAUGUCUGCGUUUGAGCGGGGAGGUACUAUGAGUGGAUACAUCUAUGUGGAAGCCCGGAGGCAGGCUGAUGUCAUUGAUGCCUUGGAAGACAUGUCGAACGUAUACACCAAGUCAAAAAUGAUUUUGAUCUCCGUCAAGGAAAUGCCUGAUCUUCUCAGAGUUACCAAGUCAGAAGAAUUGGUCCCCGGUGGUUGGGUCCGUAUCAAGCGUGGCAAGUACCAGGGCGACCUGGCGCAACUUGAAGAUGUCGAGACGAACGGGCUGGACGUCACUGUUAGGCUUGUUCCUCGCCUGGACUACGGCUUAAACGAGGAUAUGAGUGCCCCCAACGGGGAUGCGAAACGAAAGAGACCUGGUGUUAACAAUGCUAUUGCUCGUCCGCCCCAGCGGCCGUUUAGUGAAACUGAGGCUAAGAAAAAGCAUGCUAAGUAUCUGAGCGCUACAUCUGGACUUGGCGGGAAGACUUGGAAUUAUCUGGGAGAUAAUUACGUUGACGGAUUCCUCAUUAAAGAUAUGAAAGUUCAACAUCUUAUUACGAAAAAUGUCAACCCGCAGCUGGACGAGGUCACCAAAUUUGCUCGUGGCGCUGAUGAUGGCACAGCGAAUCUUGACCUUGCUGCACUGGCGGCCAGUCUUAAAGAUACCACGAGUGAAGAUUCCUAUUUGCCUGGAGAUACCGUUGAGGUUUUCCAAGGCGAACAACAAGGGGUUGUUGGUAGAACAGUUUCUACUCGUGGGGAUAUCGUUUCCAUUAAGGUCACAGAGGGUGAACUUGAAGGACAGCAGAUCGAUGUACCUAUCAAGGGGUUGAGAAAGCGUUUCAAAGAGGGUGAUCAUGUUAAGGUCAUUGGCGGCAGUCGAUUCCGCGAUGAGCUGGGCAUGGUGGUUCGCAUCAAGGAUGAUCGUGUCACCUUGUUGAGCGACAUGAAUAUGCAGGAAAUUACAGUGUUCAGUAAAGAUAUUCGAGAAGCUGCAGAUGCUGGUGUUGACGGGAAGCUUGGAAUGUAUGACGUUCAUGAUCUUGUGCAGCUUGACCAAGCCACCGUAGGUUGUAUCAUCAAGCUUGACCGGGAGUCGAUGCGUGUCCUUGAUCAAAACGGAUCUAUCCGAAACGUGCUGCCAUCGCAAGUCAUGAAUAAAAUUAAUCAACGUCGCAACGCCGUCUCAACUGAUCGAAACGGCUCAGAAAUCAGAUGCGGCGACACAGUCCGUGAAAUUACCGGAGAGCAACGAACAGGAGUUAUACUACAUAUCCACCGGUCAUUCCUAUUUCUGAAUAAUCGAGAUGCAAUUGACAACGCGGGCAUUAUCGUUACGCGUGCCUCGAAUGUUAACACAAUAGCGACGAGUGGUGGAAGAUUAGGUAGUCGAUCGGCUCCUGAUUUCUCCAGAAUGAACCCGGCUCUACAGAAAAAUGGAAUAAAUGGCAAUGGGAUGCCUCCCCCCAAGUCAUUUGGUAGCGAUCGAGCUAUUGGCAAGACCGUGACUAUUCGGAGGGGUCCAUUCAAGGGACUUCUCGGCAUUGUUAAGGAUACCACUGAAACCCAGGCGCGGGUCGAGCUGCAUUCAAAGAAUAAGGUCGUUACGGUUGACAAGGAUAUGCUCUCCAUGAAAGAUCCAAUCACUGGUGCUUCGAUUGAUAUGUCUCGAUUUGGUGGCAGAGGCGGUGGCAGAGCCGGACGAGGUAGUAGCACCUACAAUGCCUCUGCUGCCCCUCCGGACUGGGCAGGAAGUCGGACACCCAUGGCUGCAAACGACUCCUCGCGCACUCCUGCGUGGCGCUCUUCAUCGUCACGAACACCGGCCUGGAAUGCAGCAGCAGCAAGUAGCUCUCGCACCCCGGCAUGGAAAGCAGAUGGCUCCCGAACCUCAAAUCCCUACGACGGCAACCGAACCGCAUAUGGCGGUGGGACGUUUAGUGGAAGCCGUACUCCUGCCUGGACCGCCGGCACCAAGACACCAUAUGACUCCAGCUCUGGCUUUGGUGUCUCCUCAAACUCCGGCUUCGAUGCUUUUGCGGCCGGCUCUCGAACACCAGCGUAUCCCGGUGGCACAGGUUCGCGUACCCCCGCCUGGGGUCCUGGAUCGGCAGCCCCCCCACCUGUUGGGCAGAGCGGAGGAAGCAAAAGCAGUUACGAUGCACCUACCCCUGGCGGUGACUACACUGCACCCACACCUGGCCCCUACGGCGCUGCUCUUACACCUGGUGCCACUGCUGCGACACCACGGGCCUGGGCUGACAACGCCCCCACACCUGGGGCCAUGCAUGCUCCAACACCAGAUGCCUUGGGAUAUUCUGGCAAGAGAUCGGGGGAGCCGUACGAUGCUCCAACGCCUGCCGAUAUGUCUAUGAGCGGUGGGAGACCGUAUGAUGCUCCUACUCCCGCAACUGGCAUGGGCAUUCCGGCGACGCCUGGUGCGGGUGAUGACGGCGACCCUAGGUAUGAAGAGGGGACGCCAAGUCCAUGA